Molecule: messenger RNA, 4450 nt
Organism: Hemicordylus capensis (graceful crag lizard)
Lineage: Eukaryota; Metazoa; Chordata; Lepidosauria; Squamata; Cordylidae
Gene: SMARCC2
Product: SWI/SNF related, matrix associated, actin dependent regulator of chromatin subfamily c member 2
Exons: 29
Coding region: 306-4043 (1245 amino acids)
Biological process (GO): positive regulation of DNA-templated transcription
Cellular component (GO): npBAF complex; nBAF complex; SWI/SNF complex
Molecular function (GO): histone binding; nucleosomal DNA binding
Source: RefSeq, a predicted model, not a curated record
GCCAGGUCUGGGCCUGCCUCCGCUCCGCCCUCGGCGCUCAAGUCAGGCGGUUGCGGCAGCAGCAUAAGCUCCUUUCUGGAAGCCGCAGGGGGGUGGUGGCGGGGGGAGAGAGGGCAGGCGAACGGCGCCCGCUCCUUCCCCCCAGGCUGGCCGGCCGCCCUGCAGCUCCCCGGCUCGCUUCGCCAGCCCGGUGUGUGUGCGCGCGCCUCGUGCAUGCCUCCUCGGCCGCUUCCCUUGCGCGCCCACCCCCUGAGCAAGUGGGGCCUGGUGCGGCAAGGGGGCCGAGGCGGCAGGCUGAAAAAAGCAUGUACAUCCAAGCAGAGCCACCCACCAAUAAGUCAUUGUCCAGCCUAGUGGUGCAGCUGCUACAGUUCCAAGAAGAAGUGUUUGGGAAGCACGUCAGCAAUGCACCACUCACCAAACUGCCGAUAAAAUGCUUCCUGGAUUUUAAAGCUGGUGGUGCCCUGUGUCAUAUCCUUGCAGCAGCCUAUAAAUUCAAGAGUGAUCAAGGAUGGCGGCGUUUCGAUUUCCAGAAUCCAUCACGGAUGGACCGCAAUGUGGAGAUGUUCAUGACCAUUGAAAAAUCUCUAGUGCAGAACAAUUGCCUCUCCCGACCUAACAUCUAUUUGCAUCCAGACAUUGACCCUAAACUGCAAGCAAAACUGAAAGAUAUCAUCAAACGGCACCAGGGAACGGUUACUGAAGAUAAGAAUAAUGCUUCUCACAUCGUCUUUCCUGUUCCUGGUAGCCUGGAGGAAGAAGAGUGGGUUCGGCCCAUCAUGAAGAGAGACAAACAAGUCCUUCUGCACUGGGGCUACUACCCUGACAGCUAUGACACUUGGAUUCCAGCCAGUGAAAUUGAAGCCCCUGUGGAGGAUGCACCCUCAGCAGAGAAACCCCGUAAGGUUCAUGCGAAGUGGAUUCUGGAUACAGACACUUUUAAUGAGUGGAUGAAUGAAGAAGAUUAUGAGGUAAAUGAUGAGAAGAAUCCUGUUUCCCGUCGGAAGAAAAUCUCUGCCAAGACUCUCACUGACGAGGUUAACAGUCCUGACUCAGAUCGACGGGACAAGAAGGGAGGAAACUAUAAGAAAAGGAAACGUUCGCCCUCUCCUUCUCCUACUCCAGAAGCUAAAAAGAAGAAUGCCAAGAAAGGGCCUUCCACUCCCUACACCAAAUCUAAGCGUGGCCACCGUGAAGAGGAGCAAGAAGACCUCACUAAAGACAUGGAUGAGCCCUCCCCUGUCCCCAAUGUUGAAGAAGUGACACUACCGAAAACAGUGAACACCAAGAAAGAUUCCGAAUCUGCUCCUGUGAAGGGUGGCACCAUGACUGAUUUGGAUGAGCCAGAAGAUGAGAGCAUGGAGACAACAGGCAAGGUGAGCCAAGACGAAGAGGAGAGCAAUGCUGGCAAUAAGGGAGAGCAGGCCAAGAACCCUGACUUGCAUGAAGACAAUGUGACCGAGCAGACUCAUCACAUCAUUAUCCCCAGCUAUGCGGCCUGGUUUGACUAUAACAGUGUCCACGCCAUUGAGCGGAGAGCCCUCCCCGAAUUUUUCAAUGGCAAGAACAAGUCCAAGACUCCAGAAAUCUAUUUGGCAUAUCGCAAUUUCAUGAUUGACACAUACCGGCUCAAUCCCCAGGAGUACCUGACCUCAACUGCUUGUCGUCGGAACCUGGCUGGGGAUGUCUGUGCCAUCAUGAGGGUCCACGCCUUUCUGGAACAGUGGGGGCUUAUUAAUUACCAAGUGGAUGCAGAAAGUCGACCAACACCAAUGGGACCACCGCCUACAUCUCAUUUCCACGUUCUGGCUGACACUCCUUCAGGAUUGGUGCCACUGCAGCCCAAGACACCUCAGGGCCGUCAGAGUGACAGUGACACCAAAACUGGACGGAAGAGCAAGGAAAUUGAGGAUCUUGUCACGGAGACAGUGAAGGGGAAACCUGAGAUGCAGACCACAGCUUCCCAGCAAAUGCUGAACUUCCCUGACAAGAGCAAAGAGAAGCCACCAGACAUGCAAAACUUUGGACUUCGCACUGACAUGUACACCAAGAAGAACACUCCUUCCAAGAGCAAAGCUGCUGCCAGCGCUACUCGUGAGUGGACAGAGCAGGAGACAUUAUUGUUGCUAGAGGCACUGGAGAUGUACAAAGAUGACUGGAACAAGGUUUCUGAGCACGUUGGCAGUCGCACCCAAGAUGAGUGUAUUCUGCACUUCCUGCGUCUUCCUAUCGAGGACCCUUACCUGGAGGACUCGGAGGCUUCGCUUGGGCCCCUGGCCUAUCAGCCCAUUCCCUUCAGUCAAUCGGGCAACCCAGUAAUGAGCACUGUGGCCUUCCUGGCUUCUGUUGUGGACCCCCGUGUGGCAUCUGCAGCAGCCAAGUCAGCCCUAGAGGAGUUCUCCAAGAUGAAGGAGGAGGUGCCCACAGCUUUGGUUGAAGCUCAUGUUCGCAAGGUAGAGGAAGCAGCCAAGGUGACAGGCAAGGCAGACCCGGCAUUUGGGCUGGAGAGCAGCGGCAUUGCAGGAACCACGUCCGAUGAGCUGGAGAGAAUAGGUGAGGGGGGCGAGCGGGGCGCCUUCCGCGCUUCAGCCCGCGAAGCGCCCUCGUUGGACCUCGCCCAGUGUGCGGUGGGGACUAAGAAGGGUGCCGAGACGCAAGAGACCAGAGCCGGCCUGGCUUCCGGCCUGGAGCUCACACUCAAUCGCCUGGCACAGGAAGAGAGCUGCACGGAUGAGAACCGAACAGAAGCACCACCAUCAGAGGAGAAGAAAGAGGUGAAGGUGCGGGAGGGCGAACCAAGAGAAGGAACCCUGGAAGAGGAAGUGAAAGAUAAGCUUGGAGAGAUGCCCAGGAAAGAAGAGGAUAAAAGCAAAGAGGCUGAUGGUGAGAAGGAAAUGGACAAGAGUGAUGGAGAUGCUAUGGCUGAUGAAAAGGAGAAAGAACCCAAGGAUGGCCAGGAAGAGGGACCCAAAGAUCUCUCAGAGACAGAGGGUGAGCGGAAGACCAAGGUGGAGAGAGACAUUGGCGAAGGUAACCUCUCCACUGCAGCAGCUGCUGCUCUGGCUGCUGCAGCAGUCAAGGCCAAGCACUUGGCAGCAGUGGAGGAGCGUAAAAUCAAGUCACUGGUUGCCUUGCUGGUGGAAACACAGAUGAAGAAGCUUGAAAUCAAGUUGAGGCACUUUGAGGAGCUGGAGACCAUCAUGGAUCGGGAGCGCGAGGCACUAGAGUACCAGAGACAGCAACUCCUGGCUGAUCGACAGGCCUUCCACAUGGAGCAGCUCAAGUAUGCAGAGAUGCGUGCUCGCCAGCAGCAUUUCCAGCAGAUGCAUCAACAGCAGCAGCAACCGCCACCGCCACCGCCCCUCUCCACAAGCUCCCAGCCCCUCCCUUCCUCAGGGGCCCCCCUGGCACCAGCUGCCCACUCCAUGCCCAUUUCACAGACACCUGUGCCAGCUGUCAGCACUGGAGGCCAGCCCAGCAGUAUGGCUCAAACAGAACAGAUUGGGCAGCCAGUGGCCGUUCAACCCCAGCAGACAGCAACUGGACCACCACCAACAGGCCCAGGGCAAACUGGACAGCCGCCUGCAGUUUCUCAUGCCCAGCCUCCGUUCCCCAGCCAGCAGCCAUCAUCCCAGAUUCUCCCCGGGGCAGUCCCAGCAGCUGUUCACCCUGCCAUGGCUGGUAAUAUCCCCUCGGCUCUGCCUUUUGGAAUGCCUGCCUCCAUCCCAUUUAGCAUGGCUAGUAACGUAACAGACUCCAUCGGCAUUAACUUCCCUGCUAACAUGCCCAUCCAUCCAGUGCAUGGUAACCUUACGUGCAGCAUGGCUAAUCCGCCCAUCGUCAACGUCUCUAGCACCCUGCACCCUGCUGCCGCCCCACUGCCUCACGGUUCUGCAGCUGCCCAAAGCCCAGCUAUCGUGGCAGCAAUGCAGGGCAGCCUCCUUCCAAAUGCUGGUCUUGGAUCAGAUCAAGGACCAUCACUGCAAGCGGAUUCUAUUGCUCCCAGCCCCAGCACGGCCACACCAGUCCCACCCACACAGUGAGAAGUGAUGAGCUGUUCUUGAUGCCUCCUUGAUCGGUCCUUGCCAUCUGGAAGGACAGAAGCCCCAAAUCGUGUUAAACAUGGAUUCUAUUUGGGUGGGUUUUAAAAAGGCUUCGAAACAGUGGUCCAAGGAGGAAGAGGAUUUGGCUCAGCUGACUCCCUUUCCCUGUGUGUCUCUGUCCCAUCCCAUGUUCCCAAAGCUUUUUUUUUUAAUCCAGACAUACCAAGACUUUUUAUUUAAAGGUGUUUCUAAUUGGUGGGGGUGGGGGAAGGCUCUAUCUCCAAGCAGCCACUGCUAUUUAUAGAGGGCUUUGAUUUUAAACCUGGUUGAAAGGGGAGUUUAACUCCUUUUAUGUGUCUGUCUUGCUCUUUUUUUAAAACAAUAAAGAAAAAAUACAAUAAACCUUU